Messenger RNA from Paramuricea clavata, 3010 nucleotides. The record is from the annotation of a GenBank genome assembly. Lineage: Eukaryota; Metazoa; Cnidaria; Anthozoa; Malacalcyonacea; Plexauridae.
AUUCUCGGAGGAAAUGUCCAAAAAGUCCGUGAUAGUUGGCCUUCCAAUCGUUCCGUACAACCAAAACAAACUGAAAGAUUUGACCACAUCGUUGAGAAUGUAGCACAAUGGCAUACCAAGCAGUCAUUUCUUGGGGUAUGUUGUCCGUUGGAAGCAUAUCAGGGCCGCAGAGCACAGUGGGGGGGGGGGAGGGGGCUGGUGGGCCUUAUCCCCCACCCAAUAAUUUUUCAUACGUAUGUGAUUUUUAUAAACUAAUAAUACUGUCUGAAAUCUUUCAGAUGAGUUAUACGUAUACUAUAUAGCCAAGAAGUAUUCAAUCUAUUUGUGGUUGGAUCAAGCAUGCAAAUGAUGCAUGGGUAAAUAUUAGAUUAACAGUCGUUUAUUACUAAACUUUAGUAAAUUUGAUUGCAUUCCCGGGGCUAUGGGAGGUAUCAGACUUCACAAUUUCUCGGGGGAGCCUUCGACAUUCGCUAUAGCCCCCCCCCCCCAAUCCAAAAAUGGCUCCGCGAUCCCUGAUAGUGAUUAUACAGUCAAUGGUGACAGAAGUGAGAAUUUAUAAUUAUUCUUACAUGCAUGCUAGCACAGCUGAAUAUAUUAGAGAUAUGUUAUGUUAGAUAUCUGCUAGGAUCUGCGCAGGAGAUAGUUAUACGAAACUGAAAAUCUGUUAAACAAAUUAUAUUGACCUCGUCAUUAAAAUAUCCUUUAAUUUAUAAAAACUUACAUACAGUCUAAUUUAAUAUUGGUUGAACCAUUAUGCAAUAAUCAUCGGACGAUUUUAGAACGCUUGAAAAAGUCACUAUUCUGUGGAAAACGCUUUCCGCGGACUCUGCUUUAUCGUUUACGAUGUACGACUACCACGUGUGUAGUUUCCUUACAAAUUUGAAUGUGAUAACGGGGCCAUUAGGUAAAUCUCAAUUCUUAGAAACGUUUUGGCUUAAAUAUCACGCAAAUUUACCAUAUAGCCUGUAAAGGAUUUUGUGAUUGUAAAAUCAUUUACACAACUUUGUUACACAGUUAAUCAGCAAUCAUUCGAAGGUUUUGAGAAAUUAUUGGGGCGAUAGCCCCCUUCGCCCCUCCCCCCCCCCCGCUCCUAGUGUCGAUUGAAUUGAUUUUUGUACAUAUUGUGAAAUGUUUUGUUUCCUUUUACAGUAUGUGUGGGAGCAAAUUUUCCGACCCAAUGCCGUCUCAGGAAGAGAGCAAGGCACUCUGUAUAAUCUGCGACAACAGUUCCGCCUGACCAACGUCUACACGAAGGUGAAAAAAAAUUACAAAAGUGCUGAGCAUCUUAUGUUGUCCGCGACGAAAGCCUAUUUAUGCGACGCCUUUAUGGCAUGGGCGGGAUUGGAGAAUCUCGAUGGGACACCCACAAAGAUAUGCGUUCCUUCAAGCGACAGUUCCGAAGAAGAAAAGAAAAUUUUCCUUGAUUCUACCAUUGGGAAAUUCGUGGAUAUGUUCGUUCUCGCGGAGUUUGACGUCGAGAAGAAACAAAGAGAAGAAGUGGAAAAAAGAAAGGAUUCCGGGAAAGAAAGCACAUCGCUUCAGCAACUAAAAAACGGCAAGUGGCAACUGACAAUUAUAAUAUUUAUAGGUAGACAUCUAAAAGCCAUAUGCAAUUCGUUUCUUAGAAAAUAUGAAGAGAUAUAUAGAAAAUAAUACAUGGGUGCGCAGAAAUACCAGAUUUAUUUCGAGUGUUGAGAACAUGUAUCAUGUUCGACACGAGAAAUAAAUCUGGCAUUUCCAAGCAUCCAUGUACAGUAUUUUUCUGUUUGCUAUAUAAAGGAUAGUCUUUAAAAAGCGAUAAUUUUUACAGAAAAGGGAUAAUUUUCACAUGUGAAAUUAUCAUAAAUAAUCUCACAUGUGAGAUAAUCAGUUUAUAAGUGCUCGAAAUCACUAUAAUACCAACAUUUUUUUCAAAGAGUGUUCAAAUGAAUCUUUUGGAUCAUGCAUGUUAGCUAUAUUUUUUAUACUGUAUGUUAGAUUAAUCGUAUAUCUUGCCAUGCAUAUAGGUCAAACAGUUAUGAUGGUUCAAUUGGUCGGGCAGCAAAUGCAUAUACUUGGCACUGGAAAGAUAGACGACCCGGCUAUGUUACCAGAUUCGACACAUAUUCAGCUAAAAGUAUCGUCCAUUAGCAAUAUCGCAACAUCUAUAGCAAGCGUAGGACAACUCGUCCGGUGGCCUCGAGCUAGUUUGGCGAUAAUUAAACCUCCUGCCGAACCAAAUACAGGGAGUGAAAGCGAAGACAAUUCUAGCGACUCAGAUAAUGAAGACGGUGUGAUGAACUACGCAUUACAAGUCAUUCAGUUAGGCGUGUUCCUCGUGCAGCUAAAUGAUACCGAGAAAGAAGGUGAUGGAGAACGCUGUUUGAUGAAUUGGAAACUGCUGAUGCUCUAUUUUAGAGCAAGGAAGCGUGGAAUGAAGUAUGCAUUUGAAGCAAUGCGGCUACUAACGUUCACGAAGGCACUGCUUACCGAACGACAGGCCCAUAGAGUUAUACAUGGGCAAUUCGUGAAUACCAAAGGUGGAGUUGGUAAAAAUAUGCCGAAUGACCUAAAGAUGGAAACCAUGGUUAAAAAUCACAAAAAAGUCUUAAGAGGAUUAUGUGGCAACAAAACCUUAAAAGCAAUUCAGAGAGCAACUACGGCAACGCAUGGGUUGAAGACCAUAGUGGAAGCGAUCGACCAAGAGAGCAACGUAACGCCAGAUUCGACACACCACACACACGCGAGCACAGAAGAGUUGGUGAAAGAAAUGGUUAAAGUCAUUCAAAAGGUAAAUCCCUUUGAACCCUGUCCAGGAAGGCAGUUUCUUUCAUUUCCAAAUAUACCGAAGAGCCCAUUAAAGAAUUUAAACGUUACGGCAUUGCACAAAUGGUUGUCAGCAAACAAGAAGAGAAUGGGUCAAGAUGUCUUCGCCAUGUCGGAUGAGGUGGAUAGUGAGGACGACAGUGAUGAUGGACAAGAAAAUAGUGAGGAUAACACGACGGACUCUGAAGAGGAAGGUGAGAUUUAA